UUUUCGUGACUGUUGUGCAGGAUGAUAUAAAGUAGAUAACAUAAGCCUAGUCAUUCGACAUUCUUGAGCCAAUCUGUCUGAUUUGGUCAGUUAUUAUCGGUGUUACAUCAGUAGCAUUGGAGCCAAGAAAUGCAUCACUUAUUAUGACAAAAGACUCAUGUUGCUGGCUUUUAUCUGUAUACAUUUCAUUUUGCAUGCUCCUGGUUUGUUUUCAGUCUUCAACCACUACAUGUCUUGGCUUUCACACACAAACAUCUGCAGCCAUCUUUGCAUACACAUCACUUGCAAGGGCUGUCAAGUUUGUUAAGGUAAUUUAGCCCAACAUUCAGUAUGUUUACUUAGCUUUGUUUUUUUUUACCCAUACUUUUUAUAUUACUGUAUCUUGUUACAACAUUUACUUUCACUGAUGUUAUAAAUGUACUCAGAUCAGUUAGACUGUCAACUGCAACUUUUGUGAAAAUAUGCUACCUCAGCAUCUUUGUUAGCCAACAGUCACAGUCUUGGCAUAUUUGUCAGUUGUUGUUCUAACUGUUGUCUCCAUUCAUAUUAUGGCCCUAGCAUUUGAUUUGAAAUUGUGAAAGCAAACCUGAUGAAGGAGAUGUGCAAUUCUUUUGCUGUGCAUAUUUGUCAUGUUCCAUGGAACCUUUAGUUAUAGGGGUCAACUAUGAAAUCUACUGCAACUUAAAAUGUAUAAGCACGCUAUCUGAAAUUGAAAAGCUUGAAAUGUCCAGUUUAUGUGUAUAGGACAGUUCAGCAAAAAGGCAGCUCAAAGUGCUUUGCACCAUAAAAACAUAAUAAAGCAACCAAUGAUGAAACGAGCAAUAAACAUACAUUUUGUCGCAUGCCGUCAUCAAAAUCGUCAAGCAAAUGUACAUUAUGUUGAUCAAUGUUUCCACUAACUACUAAUAAAAGGCAACUCUAAACAGGUGGGUUAUUACAGAUUAUUAUUAACCUAUUAAUACAUUUGAAAUGCUGUUUAAAAAAUACCCUUUAAAUAAAACUUAUUAGAUCACAAAAUGACACAGAAAAAUCAAGCCCAACUUCCUUUUGUUGAAGGCUAUUUUGACGAAUCGCCUCAUUGCAAACAGGCUUAUUUUAAGCUGUUCAUCAAAUAUAAUUGGAUUAAAACUAAUUUUAUGCCUUAAUAAUUUAUUCAUGUUGGACCUGAGAUGCCAUAAAUCAAAAAGUUUCUAAAAGGUUUUACUUUAUGCAUGUGUUAACUAAACAAGAAUUCCAUGUAAGGUUCUAAUUUUAACUUUAAAAUUUGUUGGCAAAGUUUUAUAGAGAUAACUGAGACUGCAUAACUCUAAUGUGGAAAUACGCCACGUUUUUAAUGCCCAGAUCAUUAUUCAAGCAUGGAUGGUGCUGUUUUAUCUCUAUUCAGUUUCAUUGUGUUAACUCGCAAGAGACAAAGAGGCUCAAAAGACAUGUCGCCUGAUCUGCGUUACUAUGGAGUCUCAGGCAGCCCUUGUGUAGGCUUGGCUGUAAACAUUUCAUGGUUGUUGUACAUGGUUUGCUGCAGGUGCCAGCCCCCUCUGCUGCUUUUUCCCCUCAGAGCUCGGAAUAAUCUCCAAAUGCACCAACUAGGUGAGCUUAAGCUUGCCCUCCUAAUCACGUCCUCUUAAGCGGUGUUUCUGCUAAGUUCAGACAGUCCACCUUGUGUAACAGUGCAGCCCACGGAGACUUUCUGUGGCUAGGUUAUACUACUGUUUUGUUUCUGCCUGACAGGAUUCCACAUGACAAUGCCGCUAACCUGUUGAGCAAGAUGCAGAGCAGAAAAGGGUCUGCUGCACAAUAAACAAGACAAGGAGAGAGGUGGGUGGAGUAGAAGAGGGGUGCACAGAAAAGAGUUAAAUCACUCACUCAGCCAAAAAAAUAAGGGUGCCACGCCCCAGGUGCCAGGGCUAGUAAGAGCAAGCAGCUGGAAUGUGAGGGGGAAAUGAAUGGGGAGUUUAAGUCCUGCCAUUCACAUGAGUCAGUGUAUGACCUUCUUGCCAGUGAGCUGAAGUUGCCUCCCUCUACUGAGCAGAGUCCAGAAGUCAUGAGUCAAAAGAGCGACGGAGAGGCAGGCCCUCUCCCUUCAGCUCCUCUAGCAUCAGAUGCCUUGUCCUCUUCUCUGACCACGGAAGGGCCUCGCAGUGCUUUUCCCACCUCUUCCAGCACCACCAUGCAUUCCAGCACUUCAUCCAGUGACCAGAACGCAGCUCACAGCAGAAAUGUCGACUCAGAGGACAGCAGGAGUAGCCGAGUGGUACCGGAGAUCGUCGGAGUCGUGGGUGGUAGUGGAAAAAGCAGCAACGGUGACCCUGCCGGAGGACGUGGUGCAGCCUCUCAGGAUGGCCAGCCACACCAUCAGCUGACUCCGUCCAAGCGCCGCACCAUCCUCAACAUCUCCCCGCCGCCGCAAGACCUGUUUGACGACAGCCACAUGUCCUGCCAGGAUGCACCGGCACCCUUGGACUCGGAGCAGAGUAACAGCAUAUGGAUGGAGGAUUCCAUAUCCAACUUCAGCAUCAUGAGUACUUCUUCUUACAACGACAACACAGAGGUGCCACGAAAGGCCCGCAAGCGUACACCUCGACAGAAACCAGGACCUAAGGCGGUGCGCACAGUGGAUGCCAGCAUGGAUGUCUUCGAUGCAGACAGCGCCAAAGCCCCACACUUUGUUCUGUCUCAGCUCGGCCCUGAGAGCAAGACAUCAACUAAAACAAGCUCUGAUGAUUCUCAGACUACUAAUCAGAAAGGAGGGACCCUUACAAUGCAGUUCCCAUCGAAGUGUGAGGGAAAGGAGCUUAAAAUCCUCGUCCAGCCAGAGACUCAGCAUCGGGCCCGCUACCUGACCGAAGGAAGCAGAGGUUCUGUGAAGGACCGCACUCAGCAAGGUUUUCCCACUGUAAAGCUGGAGGGUGUGAGUGAGCCUGUGGUUCUUCAGGUGUUUGUUGGGAAUGAUACCGGCCGCGUAAAGCCGCAUGGAUUUUACCAAGCUUGCAGAGUUACUGGUCGCAACACCACUGCAUGCAAAGAGGUUGAUAUUGAUGGCACAACUGUGAUUGAAGUGACCGUUGACCCAAGCACCAACAUGACACUGGCGGUCGACUGUGUUGGGAUUUUAAAGCUCCGUAAUGCUGACGUCGAGGCCCGUAUUGGUGUGGCGGGGUCAAAGAAGAAGAGCACACGCGCUCGCUUGGUGUUUCGGGUCAACAUCCCACGCUCAGACGGAUCAGUGCUCACUCUGCAGACACCCUCAUCUCCAAUUCUCUGCACCCAGCCUGCAGGGCUGCCAGAGAUACUGAAGAAGUCACUGCAUACUGGUUCAGUAAGGGGCGGAGAGGAAGUUUUUAUCAUUGGCAAAAACUUUCUCAAAGACACUAAAGUCAUCUUUCAAGAAAAUGUUUCAGAUGAGAAGUCGUGGAAGUCAGAGGCAGAAAUCGACAUGGAGCUGUUCCACCAGAAUCACCUGAUUGUGAAGGUUCCCCCAUAUCAGAACCUGGCCAUCUCCUCUCCUGUUUGUGUGGGGAUCUACGUGGUGACAAACGCUGGCAGGUCCCAUGAUGUUCAGCCAUUCACCUACACUCCAGAUCCAGACAAUCUUGCAGUACAAAAUGAAAUUCCUGUAAAGAAAGAGAAUCCCUCUCCAGUGAAGACCUGUUCUUAUGAAGAGCAACUCAAAGCUGUAGAUAGUGCCUUGAUGCCUUCAAUGUUGCCUUUAGUGAAGAGAGAAGAUGUCACCCCAAUGGAAGUGACAAACAACCUUCAGGCCUCUGGAGUAUUUAAGAACGGUGAUCUUCGCUCACCCCAGCCGACCCAAGAUGUAGCAACAGCACAUCUAAAUAAAAGCUUAGUUUUCAGCAAUAGCUUACCUCAGCCUGCAGGCGAUCCAGAUGAAACCCAGGCUGCUGCUUUUACCAAUGUCGAUCCGUUAAGCACCAUCCAAAAUCAGAAUAUUGCUCCCAGCAGCUCAUUCCCUUUGCCUGCAGAGUCUCUUCUCCCACAAGGCUCCCAGCAGUUCCUUUUAGAGUCCAGAGAUGGUCUGAUGCGAGAGAGGUCCGGCAGCGCUUCUGGAGGAGUUGGCAGGCUGUGUGUUGAACCGGCACCCCCACCGCCACAGCCACAGCUGCAGCUCUACCCUCCAGAUGAAGUGGCUCAGCUGGAGGAAGCUGUGAGACAACUUAAAGCUAAGGGAUACUGUAACUUACCAAUUCAGGCUGACAACUCGAUAGCCAAACAGCAGCAGCAACAAAUCCAACACCAGCAACAGAUCCAAAAUCAGCAGAUUCAGCAGCAACAGCAGCAACAAAUUCAACAACAGCAACAGCACAUCCAGCACCAGCAACAGAUCCAAACUCAACAGAUUCAGCAGCAACAACAGCAGCAAAUCCAACAGCAGCAGCAACAGCAGCAGGUUUUGGAGAACUUGCAGCAACAACUGUUCCAGUCUCAGAUCCAGAUGCAGUGUGGCAUGUUUCAGGAUGCUGCCCAGGCCGAGAACGCAGACCUUCAAGGUUCCCCAUCAGGAGUGGUGACCAACCAGACAUCACUUUACCCAUCGGAUCAACAGCAACAGCAGCAGAAUCAGCAGCAGCAAGCUGCCCUUUUUCAGCAGGCGAACGACCUUUGUUCCAUGCAGACCGGCUUCCUCCAGCAGACCGCCACCCAUCCCUCACCAACCAUGUUCCACAAUCCCAGUCCUCUGGCUGAGACGCAAGAUCCACAGUCAUCAAUGUAUCAGAAGGCUUCCCAGGAGCAAGUCCAGGCCGCGCUGUUCCAGAGCACCAUGACAGUGCUGCAGUCUCAGGAGCAACAGCAAUCCCCCACUGGGCUUUUCCUUCCCCAAACACCCCUGUCCACCCAGCUUACAACUGGUGGUUCUCAGCAGCAGCAACAACAACAACAGCAGCAGCAGCAACAGCAGCAGCUGGCCUUCCUUAAUGCUCUACAAUCCUCCUCUCCUGAACCGCAGUCAGUAUUUCAGACCCAGGCCCAGAUAUCCCCCAUGCAGCAGAGAAGCCCCAUGGAGCAGCAGCAGUCGCCACAGCCUCCGCCGCUCACACAGCCGCCCCAGCAGCCAGCCAUGUUUCAGAGCAUCUCCCCCCAUUCCUCUCCAAACACUCUCUCUCCAGGCCAGCAGCAACAACAGCAGGCAGGCUUAAUGUUCUGUAACAACAACCUGUCCACACAACCACAGGCCCCUAACCUCAUUUUUACCAGUCCAGGCCAAAUGCCUCCUCUCACCACCAGCAGUCUAGUUUCCCAGGAGUCCCAAAGCCCAUCUCAGCUGUUUUCCCAAGACAAUAUGGUGGGUGUCAAUCAGCAGAAUCAGCCUGAGCCCAUGGCCUUAGGGAAUCCCACCAAUUCACCACAGCAAGUCAUGUUUCAGGAGCAGCAGCCAAUGCAGUUAGGCAGCACCCCCAACAACCACUCUGAGCAGCCAGUGAGUCUCUUCAUCCCUCCAUCCAACAUGCCUCCCAUGCAGGGGGGGAUGGCUGUUCCCGAGCUCACUCAGUCAGCCAUGUUUGCCUCCCAGAACGGCGUGGGAAACCUUCCGACCACCACCUCCUCUCCUGUCCAGCAGCCAGGAAGCUUGUUCCAGCACGCUGUGAGCGGGAGCAUCAGUCAACCCAGCCAGCCUCAGCAGCCGGGCCUUUUCAUCUUCGGGAUGCAGAAUGGAUGUGGCCAGCUGAUGAACAGCCCUGGAAACACAGUUUCAGAUCAGAUCAUAGCAAUCAGCCAGUCGGGUCAGAACCAGCAGGAGAGCGAGGCUCACAUCCAGUCCCUGCUCAGCCAGUCUCUGUCCCAGUCUGGGACAACCGCACAGGGCAGCAUGGAGGUCUCUCAAAGCAUGGAGAAGAUCAAUGACCUGCUAGUCAGCCUGCAUGAAUCAGGCGGCACCCUCACGCGUUCAUUCUAAAUGCCACAGAAGCUCAUGAGCUUGUUUUAUUUUUUGCCGAAGAAAUCUGGAAAAUUGUUAAACACGAAGAAAAGGUCCAAGUGUUAAUGCCUGAUUACUGCGUGCAGGUCUGCUCCUGCACCGCAGAGGAUGUAUUCAAACAGCUCACGGCCUUUGCUCAGCUGGUCUCUUCAGACAAAAAUAAUAACGACCAAUGUAGAUAACGGUGACUUCGAAGACAAACUGGAUCAUUUCUUUUAUAUGCAGAUACAUAAACCAGGAUUUAGGAAUGGGUUGACGGUGACCAAGUUAACAUCUUUUCAUAUCUCUCAAAAAACUGGCUAAUUCACUUUUACUGAAACUUGUGUAAGUAGUGACUAACUCCUGAAGAGUCUGAAAAGAGAAGUGGAACUCAAAUCUUUUUCUUUCGCUUUCUCUCUGAAAUGACUGUGAACUUGUCAGGCCUGAUAAUCAGAGAACUUGGUUUUAAAUGUAAAUAGGUAGAAUGUGAUGUUAUCUAUAGCAUGCUCCAGUUUUGUUUUUCUGUGUCUUGUAAAAUGUCUCCUAAGGCGUUAGAGGUUUCUGUGAAAAAAAAUGUUUUUUUUUUCUACUUCUUAUUCUUGCCAUUAUAUUGCAUGAAAGACGGACCAUUUGGUAUAGCACAUGGUUUUAGACAUUGUGUGGCAUGUUUGGCUGUUCUAGUAGCUACUGUUUGAAAUGGUGCAGAUAGUUUGCAAAAACAAAAGGUCUAUAGAGGGAGAAAAAGCGAAGAAAAAUGAAGUUCAAGAAGUGUAGAAAUGAACAUAAGAGGUUUAAUGUAAUUUGGUUAUUAUUUUGCAGUUUGAAGCAGUGGGCUUGAACCUGUUGAUAGCAAUAAAUUUAAUCUAGAUCUCUGAAAUGCCACAAAAGGAGAUUUUGAUUUUAUUUAUAAUGCGAUAAAUAAGCUUUUUAGGUGCUACAUAGAUAUAUUCGUUAAUAAAUCUACAUAAAUUAUGUAUUGUAUUUGACUGGGUUCAUGCUAAAGAUUUGUCAAAACAGUGAAGAUGGUUAAACUGAGAGAUAUAUUUGUAAAUAUUAAAUAUUUUAUUUAUUUUAACAUAUUAUCUCUAUCAACAUGUGAGCCAGGAUGCAGAUACACCAACACUGCAGUCUGUUAAAAUGUUCUGGUUCAUGUGACAAAUCCAGGUUACAGCCUAUGUUAAAAAAUCAUUGAUGAUGUUGCUCUUUAAUCACUUCUUUUAUAAAGAGUGCUGCAGACUCAUUAGGAAGGGUGAUUUUUUUUUAUGUCCAUAUAUUGUGUCUUCAUUUCCUAGGUUAAAAACAAGGCAGCAUUUGUGAGGAAAAACAAAUGAGCAAAAAAAAAAAAAAUCCUUUAAUUGGUUUUAAAUGUGUCACAGCCAGUAAGUUUGUAGUAAAAUAUAAUAUUUUUUUUAAUCUUUAUGAUCAUACAGCUGUGCAUCAAAUUACCAGCUACUUUGUUGCUAUUCAUUACCAGAAAUCUUAAUGUAUUAGUUUUUGAAAUUAGAUUAAAAUAAAUUAAACAAAUAAAUUCUGUUCACAUAAUUUUUUUCAUUUUUCAGUUAUAUAUUAUCAAAAUAUACAUCUAGAGUAGAGCAUUAACUUAGUGCAUCAUUACUUUCAGUUUAAUGGUUGGAAGGUGGGUUUUUUCAGCGUCAGUGUCUGAACUAGAGUAGUAUUCAUAAACCAGUUAGAAAUGAGCCAGUUUUGUAGAAAUGUUGACUUUAGUGAUUGCUUAGGAGGAGAAAUGUGUCUACAGCUGAGCAUCUCGCACAGAUCAUUGUAUUAAAAUUCAGCAAUUGUGCAUGUUGAAGCUUUACAGACCUCAUGUUGUUUUGUCUGCUGGUGGUCUGUGACUUCAACACCAAAGUUUGAUCUUUGUGUACAUCCUGAUAAAGUGCCAGUUUUAUGGCUCAUUAAGGUUUUUAUUGUCUUCUUUCUUUUCACUAAUUGUCUGUUUAGCAUUUACCUCCUGACAUUCCAAAAUGCAUUUUGUCCUGAUGCUACACUUUACAGUUUUUGUUUUUUCUAAUAAAGACAAAACAGUUUGCAGUCUGUAGUUUUACGUAAGUGCAUGCACAAACAAGAGACGGGUCUCUUAUAAUUGUAAUUAUACUUUUUUUUUUUCUUGUGUUCAGUGUACAUGUUGAAACUAAUGCAUUAAGACCGUUACACUUAGUAUUCACUUUAAAAUCCCAAACAGCUGUUGUUUUAGGAUGGAGUUGAUGUAAACAUUAGCAAUGUGAUUUGCGGAGCGAUUGGAGUGCAGCUGUGUGUAGUGUGAUCAAUUUGGGUGUGUGUUUUUUUUUUUUUUUUAAGGGACCUUUCUCUAGAAGGAAAAUUGACUUGGGAGAGGAGAGCUUUCUAGCUUUCUUCAACUUGUAAAAUAGAAAAACUAAUAUUUCCAAUGCUCCAUAUUUAUGAUUUUCUGUUGCUUUUGUUUUUAGAGAGAUAAUUAUAAAAAAUAUGUUAACUUUUUUUUAUCACUGUAGUAGGUAUUCAUCUUAACAGAGAAAUAUAUCUUAAUUUAUUUGCGCAUUGGUGGUUCGUAGAAUUGCUCUGCAGUCAUGGUCAUUUUUCCUUCUAGCUAUGUUGAUGAAUGUUAUUUUUUUCCCCCACUCCAAUCUGCUCAUUGCUGUACCACCUGGGAGAGCCCUGCACUGGGACCAGUCUGCUGCCGAGGAGGAAGUGACCUCAUUCUGCUGUGACUAAAGUGAAUGUCGCUUUGCUGCACUCCAACCGGUUAUCUAAUCCUGUUGGAGCUCAAAAAAAUGACUAUAACCAGCUCAGUAAAACCAAUGUUUACUGACUUGCUCUUAAUCUAUGUUACUCUCUGUUUAGAAGUUUUUAUUAAGCAGAGAUGAAUGUUUUUACUCUACUGUCCACGGAUCAGGAUAUUUAUACCAACUGUAACUUUUCCAAAUUCUCCAAAGCGCCUGAAGUUCAUACUGUUGUUUCUGCAGCUGUUACUAAACUUGGGCAAAUCUCAGAUGGAAAAUUAAGGGUGAACCAUCUUGUGCUGCUGGUGGUUGUGCCUUUUUUUUAGGGAGAGUGAAAUGCUUUAUAUACUAUGAAUGAUGACCAUACAGCUUACUGUGCACAGUUGCUCCUGUAUAUACUUCUCAAUGUACAUAUAACAUGUGUCCCCUAGACUUUCCUGACCAAACAGUUUUUAGCCAGGCAAUAUGGCACCAUGCUGUCAGACCAAGAAAUUUCAGUAUUCAAUAUGAAUGUACUGCUCGUUUUGUGAAUCGUGGAUGGGAAAAAAAAAUCUUCCUUAUAUCCAGAAUGUUUUAAGUGCACAUAGUGAAGAGGUAAUUACUUUUUUGAAAUUACAGUUUUCUCAUUUGUGUAUGUCUGACUUUUAUUACAGUCUUUGCUAAGUUAUGGAAAAGAGGGAGAUUUUUUUUGUUAAAGUUCUCAUUUUUAUCUGUUCUUUGCAUUUGAAGUUUUAUUUUUACAUUUAAUUUAAUAUUGACAAACUAAGUCAAAGUUAAUCUAUCAUUACAUAUUCACCGGUAAAUAUACUGAAAACACUGCACAGAUUGCACACCCAGCCUGAGGAGAGAUAACUGUAGCAACCGGGUUGAAUUGUUGCUGUUGCCUUUUAGAGUCUGAUUAAAUACUCAACUAUAAUUUUAAGCCAUAACACCAAAAGUGUGCUUAGAAUGUUUGACAGUUUUUGUAGUUGCUAUAAAUUUGUCGUUAACUCUACUGGCGCUUCUCAUAUGCAUCUGUCCUGUUUAGACUAAAAUUAAACAAAAAUGCAUUGCACUUAUGGCAACUAACAUAAAUGCAAACACAUUUUCUCCGAAACUGCUAUGCAGCUGAUUUACAUUAAUUUUAGAUCUGUUUAAAACAACAAGUAUAGCCCUCUGUGUUUAAACCACAGAUGACAAGCUAAAGUAGGUAUUCUAUUAUUUAUGUUGCUUUUUUUUUAAAAUGUCCUUAUGGUAUGAUUGAAGCACAAUGUUAUUUCUUCUCUCAACAGUGAUCAAAGUUUUGAGGGGGGGUUUUAAUGCUCGUUUUCAGUAGGGAAAAAGUGACAAGUUGUUUGCUUUGUUAAUUACCAUCUUGCUUAUGGGGUUUAUAUGAAUAUGUGUUUGUUAGUUGGUCUUGCUGUUUACUGGAACAGUGGUUUCUUUGAGACCAUCUGAUUAUUGUCUCACGUUUUCCUGUAGGUAAAAAUUCAAAUCUGGGUUUAUCAAAGUUGUUAUAAAGGAAACACAGACAAAAAAAAAAAAAAAUCAAAAUAUGUAGUUCUGAAAUUUUAUUUUGGUACUUCUUUGCAAAUUCUGUAAACCAGAUCAAACCAUUCUUCUAGUAAACAGCUUGGAAAAUUUUCUUUUUAAUCAUCAGAGCAACUGUCAAUCAUCAUUCAUUAGGGGAAAAUCUGUUUAUAUUUGGAGUUUGUUUUUGUUACUUUUAUUGUCUUGCGAUUUUGUAAACUUACUGCUAAUUAAACUAGUAUACUUUAA
This is a messenger RNA of Xiphophorus maculatus (southern platyfish), 10383 nucleotides long. RefSeq names its product nuclear factor of activated T cells 5 (gene nfat5b). Gene Ontology annotation, cellular component: transcription regulator complex. Gene Ontology annotation, molecular function: RNA polymerase II cis-regulatory region sequence-specific DNA binding; transcription factor binding; DNA-binding transcription factor activity, RNA polymerase II-specific. The coding region runs from base 1940 to 5908 and encodes 1322 amino acids. Gene Ontology annotation, biological process: regulation of transcription by RNA polymerase II; calcineurin-NFAT signaling cascade; cytokine production. The transcript has 13 exons. The record is from RefSeq and is a predicted model, not a curated record. NCBI's taxonomy places the organism in Eukaryota, Metazoa, Chordata, Actinopteri, Cyprinodontiformes, Poeciliidae.